AUGGCUACCGCUAAUGGCGACAAGUUGGACCUUCCGGUCAUAGACAUAUCAUCCGCGGAUUCUGGAGUGGCAAAGCAGAUCCUAGAUGCAGCUUCCCGAUAUGGGUUCGUAUUCGUCUCGAAUGAAAACAAUGCGUUCGAUCAGGCAGACAUACAACGGAUGUUCGGACUAUCACGGGACUUCUUCAGUUUGCCAACCGAUGUGAAGGCAGAGUGCUCUAUCCAUUCGAGUAAAUCAGGAAAGAAUCGCGGCUGGCUGUCAAUGCACACGGAAACUCUAGAUCCGGGAAAUCAAAAGCGGGGAGACUUCAAAGAAGCUUUCAAUUUCGGCGAAUUUGUAGAUGGCAAGGCGCAGCAGCCGCUACCAGCGCCGCUGGCCGACGAAGAAGCCUUUAUCGGCCGUUUCGCCGAUCAGUGCCACGCAUUGUGCAACAAGAUACUGGAACUUUUCGCAACUGCACUAGAGGUUUGCGGCUCCCGCUGGUUCUCCGACCGCCACGACCGCUCCAAAGGCCCUUCAGGCAGCGUCCUCCGCCUCCUCUACUACCCGGCAUUGAAGGACAACUCCUACAACCCCACCCUCGACAUCCGCGCCGGCGCCCACAGCGACUACGGCAGCAUCACCCUCCUCUUCCAGCUCCCCUCCCAGCCCGGUCUCGAGAUCCUCACCCCCUCCAACACAUGGGCGCCCGUGCCUGUUAACCCGCUGAACCAGGCCGUCCCGCCUGUCCUCGUCAAUAUCGGAGAUCUGCUAAGCUACUGGACAAACGGGCUAUUGAAGAGCACGGUGCAUCGUGUCAUCUUUCCCAAGGAUGGGAGGGGCGGGGAGGAUAGGUAUAGUAUUGCGUAUUUUUGUCAUCCGUUGGACGAGGCGAGGUUGGAGGGAGUGCCGAGUAGAAUGGUGGUGGAGCAUAAGGGGAGAGGAGGGGAGGAGGGGGAGAAGGGAAGGGUGUUGACUGCAAGGGAUCAUCUAAAUAUGAGGCUGGCGGCGACGUAUAGGCUUAAGGAGGAGAAGGAUGGCGCUUCUUGA
Molecule: messenger RNA, 1029 nt
Organism: Coniosporium apollinis CBS 100218
Lineage: Eukaryota; Fungi; Ascomycota; Dothideomycetes
Exons: 6
Coding region: 1-1029 (342 amino acids)
Molecular function (GO): dioxygenase activity
Source: RefSeq, a predicted model, not a curated record